AUGACGCGCAUCCCUUCUCUAGUCGUUGUCGCACUUGCAAGCGUUGGCUUCGUCAACGCUCAGGGCUCUCUCGCCAGCUGGCACCCAGCAGGUCCAGGAGAAUCACGAGGCCCAUGCCCAAUGCUCAACACACUGGCAAACCACGGCUUCCUCCCUCGCGAAGGGCGUAACUUUACGCUUCCCCAAAUCAAACACGCCCUGGGAAACGCCAUCAGCGUCGGCGAUGACAUCUCAGAGUUGCUGUACAACUUUGCGCUGACGACGAACCCCGGCCCGAACACAACGACUUGGGGGCUUGACACGCUCGGCAACCACAACAUCUUGGAGCAUGAUGCUAGUCUGAGCCGCUCAGACAAGUACUUCAAUGACGAUGCCAUCUCCUUCAAUUCCACCAUCUACGAUCAAACCCGUGCCUACUGGACCGAUGAUCUCAUCGACAUCCAAAUGGCCGCUAACGCCCGUCUCGCCCGCAUGAUCGAUUCGGUCAAGUACAAUCCCAAGUUCGCUUUGUCAGAGCUGGCUGCAGACUUCAGCGCGGGCGAAGGCGCUGGGUACAUGCUCGUCUUCGGCAACAAGACGGAGAAGACGGCGAGGCGUGAUUUGGUGGAGUACUUCUUCGAGAACGAGCGCUUGCCGACGGAGCUGGGCUGGAAGGCCCCUGACGAGGUGAUCAGCCUGGACGAUCUUUUGGGCUUUUCCGACGAUAUCUACAGUGCGACUUCGUACGACGCUCUCGAGACGAAGGAAGCCAUAAUGCGCAGGAACGGUAUGGUGGGCAGGGUAUUCUAG
Molecule: messenger RNA, 789 nt
Organism: Alternaria ethzedia
Lineage: Eukaryota; Fungi; Ascomycota; Dothideomycetes; Pleosporales; Pleosporaceae
Exons: 4
Coding region: 1-789 (262 amino acids)
Molecular function (GO): peroxidase activity
Source: RefSeq, a predicted model, not a curated record